Messenger RNA from Adineta ricciae, 1857 nucleotides. Lineage: Eukaryota; Metazoa; Rotifera; Eurotatoria; Adinetida; Adinetidae. The record is from the annotation of a GenBank genome assembly.
AUGACUAGCUCAGCAAAAUCCAGUUCAGAAUCUACUAGCGGUUCAAUAUCAUCAUCAUCAGCGGCCGGAACGACGAGUCCAAUCACUCAACAAUUGGAUAAACGUCUUUGGCGUUCAAUAGAUUUUUUGCAUUUGAUCAGUAUGAUAUUUGCCUUGUAUACGGCGAUUAUUGUUGCCAUAUUACGAAAUGAAUUAUUUGAACAAUGUCCAUUGUAUGCUAAACUUUAUCUUCGCGAUAAUGCAACAUAUUUCUCCACCGAGACAAUCGACCGACAAACCGUAUGGGGUAGUGUUUAUACAUGUGAAUUUGCCUCGUUUGCAUAUCUAUCUGCAUUUGUUCUUUCAUUUAUUUCACUUUGGCUUCACAUUGUUUUUCGACGACUUAUUCGAACUGACCGUUUGCUUCGUUUACCGAUAGGAAUAGUAAUAUUAAUAUUUACUCUUGUGACAAUUUCAGCAACUAUCGUCGUUACUGAUGGUGUUAUCAAGUUUUGUUUAAAUAGUCAAAAUGUUAUCUGUUCGUCAGGAGAUGAAGAUCUGUUCGCACGAUCACGAUGGAAAAUCUUCACUUUACCCGCUGGUGGUUGGUUAACAUCAAUAUCGAUCUUAUUAAAUACAAUCGCUCGUCUAUUUCAACUUUUUGUUAAACCGAAAAAGUCAUCUGAAACAUUGAAAACUCUUGUUCAACAAUUGAUGACAAAAAAAUAUCAAAAUAAAGUCGAGAAAGAAUCCAGCGAAUAUGGGUCACAGAUCUCGCAGUCAUCUCGAGAACAAAUGCGCUCACCAACACCGACACGUCGAUACUCAUCAGAUCAAGUUCACAAUCAUGAACUUUAUCCUUACUAUCACCCUUCCAUUCCUCAAUAUCGUCAAAUCAAAAAACGAUCCUGUUUUCAACGCUUCUGUUGCCCGUGCUUUCGCCGUCGCCGACGACAACGCUCGUUCCAUGAGGUAUACCGUCCACCUUACGUAAUUCCUGACGAAUAUUUCCAUCGAUUGAAUCACUUGAGACAAAACGGUAGCGCUUCACCCAAUUAUUGCCACCAUCAUUCGAUGCGUCAUCCUGUGGAGCAGCAAACUCAAACAGAUACGGACUACCAACCUAAAAGUAUUGAACCGGCAAAUGAAACACCUUUUGUCGGACGACGUCGUAGUUCUGUUCGAUUCGAAGAUGAAACACCACCGACACCAAUUCCGAUAAUUAAAGAAAAAGUAGAACAAAAGCCAGAACCGGUCGCUGAAAAUGACCUACAAAGAAACGUUUCUUUUCGAAACAACGAAGAUGACCUUUGGACAACUAUCACUAUAAAUACCAAGCAAUCUGUGCCAAUCCAAUCAAGCCAUUUCAAUCGACUAUCAUUAGAAAAUCUAUCCUGUAUUAAUACAUCGAUAUCAAAUAAUGACAAUGGUGUCACUGCUAUACAAAUCAAUAGUACACCUUGCACGGAACCAAAACAAGUAGAACCCAAUGAGAAAGAAAUACCAGCUCCACCGCCUUUGUUACUUCUUCCAUCUUCAUCAACGACAACAAGUUUUCUACGGAAUCGACAAAAAUCACAGAUAUGUUCGAAACCGUUACGAACUCGGUACAAAUCGCCACCAGCGCCCCCCUCACGAACUCUAACCACAUCAAGUGAAGAUGAUACUGAUCUACGAAAUAUAAAGCCUGUUGAAGAAAUUAAUCGACUAGUAGCUGAUAAAUACAAUUAUAACGAUAUAUCCAAAGCAUUGAAAUCGAACGUAGAACGCUUGAAGAGCACAUUUCUUGCUCAAGAAAAUCAAUCUCAUUAUGAUAAACCUAGACAUAUUCGUUCGAAUGCGAUACAGAAAACCCACGAACAUUCGAGUGAUUGUUAA